Camponotus floridanus (Florida carpenter ant) is the source of this 2207-nucleotide messenger RNA. RefSeq names its product retinol dehydrogenase 12. The coding region runs from base 1109 to 2098 and encodes 329 amino acids. NCBI's taxonomy places the organism in Eukaryota, Metazoa, Arthropoda, Insecta, Hymenoptera, Formicidae. The transcript has 7 exons. The record is from RefSeq and is a predicted model, not a curated record.
UCUUUUAUUAUUUAGUAAACAACCAUGUAAAUUUCGAAAAAUUAAUUAAUAAAAGAGGACUAAUGAGUGCGCGUGACUAGAUCAUUAUAGUGCGCUCUAUGGAUGCCGAAGACAAGUAUCGUAUGGCAAUGAAAAGACAAGAGCCGAUAUACAUAUGAUCAAAUUUUUCGUUUACAUGCCGUAACACACGCCGCUAGCAUCCCUAGAAUAAACAUCUCUGACUAUGCAAAAUGAGCGUUCGCAUAUUUUUUAAUUAAUAUUUCAAUAAUUAUUACGAAAAUUGCAAAAUCGUGAAGGAUUUUUAUGUUCAACAUACUGCACUCUAUUCGCUCACAAGCAUUAUCAAGAGUGUUCUGGGACAUCCUGUAUUUGUAUUUUCUAUAUUAUAUCGAAUAACUUUCAUUAUAUAAUUGUUAAAAUGCAUACCGAGAUUUUAAGAUCAUCGAGCGAGAAUUCCAGGAUUACUUAGAAUAUAGAUCCUUUCAAAAUGGGUGAAUAUAAUUGAACUUAAAUGAUAGGGGGAAAGAGAAAGAAUUUUGCAUUUACUUUGAGAUAAAGAAAACCAUCGCAUUAAUGUUCCCUUUAACGUUUGCAAGUGAAUAUCUUCUUUCUGAUCGACUCUGGCGAUUAGCGGAAACGCUUCUUUCCGCGGAGUGAAAAAUAUAUAGUGUAAAUAAUCCCUUAUUCACACAAGUCUUUAUUAAAGCAAAAAAUUUUAAAAUAUUUCUCUAAUUUUUACAAUUUUUAUAAAUUGAAAUUUGUUAUGCCAGCUUAAUAGACGCAAUUCUACGCUCCUUUUGUUCCGCCUAGGAAAGAAUCGUUGUCGCUUACUGUACAUGUAUAACUAUAAUGAUGUGUGCAUAUUUAUGAAUACAUAUAUUUAAAAUAAGUAAAGUGAGUAAGAAAAGUGUGAAUUCCUACUGCGCAGAUUUAAUGCGCAAUUGUUUUUUAUAUAAGCAGUAUAUAAAGCAGUAUAUAAAUAGCGAUUGCUUCGUAUUAUGCACAUUGCAAAGUUGAAUAGAGUGUCAUUGAUAUCGUGUAAGUGAAUCCAAUAUAAUUAAUUAUAUAUUACUGUUGAUAACAUCCUAGACAAAAAGUAUCAUAAGUAAUGUGGUUGUUUAAGAAAAUGUGUACAAGUAAUGUACGACUUGAUGGAAAAACUGUUGUAAUAACAGGAGGAAGUGGUGGUAUUGGUAAGGAGACUGCCAGAGAUUUUUAUGGAAGAGGCGCUAGGGUAAUUCUGGCCUGUAGAAACAUGGAAAAGGCAAACGAAGCGGUUAAAGAUAUAAAGAAUAAUCCACCUUCCAGAAUUAAAAAAGAAGAGUAUCAAAACAGUGCGGGUGAACUUGCAAUUUAUUUUCUUAAUUUAUGUAGUUUGAAGAGCGUGAAAGAUUGUGCUAAAAAUUUACUGAUGAAAGAAGCAGCCAUUCACAUUCUUGUAAACAAUGCUGGAGUGGCUGCGAUUUUAUACGAAAAAACAGAGGACGGAAUUGAGACGACUUUGCAAACGAAUCAUCUUGGACAUUUUCUUUUGACGCUUCUACUGUUGCCAAAAAUGCAAGCGUCUUCCCCAGGUUGCAGAAUAGUCAAUGUAUCAUCAAUUAUUCAUAUUUUUAGAGACAUAGAUUUUGAUGAUAUUAAUCUAGAAAAAUCUUAUGGCCCACUCAAAAGUUACUUCCAAAGUAAACUGGCAAACAUUCUCUUUACAAGGGAACUCGCUCGUCGAUUGAAUAAAGCAAAUAUUCACGGAAUAAACGUAUAUUCUUUGCAUCCCGGCCUUAUACCAACGGAGAUAAGUCGAUCAGCUAAUAGUACGAUAUUUCCAGGUGGAAGUUAUGCUUAUAAUUUUUUUACAUGGCUAUUCUUUAAGACUGUUGAAGAAGGAGCACAAACAACGAUAUAUUGUUCAGUAGAUGAAAAAACAACCAAUGAGACUGGAUUGUAUUAUUCAGACUGCAGUGUCGCCAAUCCAUAUUGGAAAGCGAGAAAUGAUGAAUACGCUAAAAAUUUAUGGGAUGUAUCCUGCAAGCUUCUGAAUUUAGAGUUAGAAGAAGAUUUUACUACAUUUCUACAAAGUGUCUCACGUCAAAUACUAUAAAGAAAUAUUUUUUUUCUUUGAAAACUGUAUGUAUGUCUAUCAUAUUAUACUGCAUUAAUUGGAUAUUAUAUCAUCAAAAGUGAAAGACAAUAAAUUAUAUAUAAUCUUU